Molecule: messenger RNA, 5478 nt
Organism: Sclerotinia borealis F-4128
Lineage: Eukaryota; Fungi; Ascomycota; Leotiomycetes; Helotiales; Sclerotiniaceae
Source: the annotation of a GenBank genome assembly
AUGGCACAUGAUGUUUCUGGGCCUGUUCUCGUGGUGGGAUUACUGCUCAAGCAUCGACAACAUGCUCAGCAGCAGUUGCAUGUUAUCAAGGUUGCUGUAGUUCCGAUGGAAACUGCGGAUUUGGUCCAGAAUUCUGUGGUGAUGGCUGUCAAGGUAAUUGUGAUGCCAAAGCAGAAUGUGGAAAGUACGCAGAAACAGCAAACUUUGAUUGCCCCAUCAAUGUGUGCUGUAGUCGGUUUGGUUAUUGUGGUACCACAGAAGACUUCUGUGGAACUGGUUGUCAGAACAAUACCGCAGGAGGUGGUUGUGGAAUUCCCAGGUAAGUUCGAUUCCAAUGAGCCUCAUUUCCGUGACCCAGAGACUUGUGAUGAAAACACUGAUGCAAUGACCUACGAUCGCCGUAUUGGUUACUACGAACUAUUCAAUCUUGCCGAACGUCUUUGCGACCAAGUAUAUCCAGAAGAUCUUCUGGUGUCUCCUUUGACUCACAUCAAUCUUGCUUUCGUCAACUUCGGUGACGACUUCAAGCUCAUUGAUGACUCUGGAGAUAUAAUAUCACGAGUUGCCUUCUUGAAGGCUCGAAAUUCUGGUCUACGAGUAAAUAUCGCUGUUGGAGGAUGGGCUUUCAAUGAUCCUCCAACUUCUACAUAUUUUUCGGAUAUGACAAGCACGUACACAAAUCGUGAGACGUUUAUCAAAUCUGUAAUUGAUUUUUUGAAUAAAUACGGACUUGACGGCAUCGAUAUUGAUUGGGAAUAUCCUGCUGCCACUGACCGAGGUGGUAAUUCUGCAGAUACAGACAAUUAUGUGCUUCUGGUUUCACAAAUGCGUGAGGCAUUCGAUCAAGCAGAUCAGCCUGGUUGGGAAAUUACAAUUACUAUCCCAACUAGCUACUGGUACUUACGUGGCUUUGAUCUCUCUGGUCUUCAGAAGUACAUCUCCUGGUUCAACCUCAUGUCUUAUGAUCUGCAUGGAAUGUGGGAUCAACACAACAAAUUCACCGGUCCAUAUCUAGAAGGGCACACAAAUAUCACGGAGAUCGAAAACGGCUUGAGUCUUCUUUGGCGCAAUGACGUCAAACCGGAGAAUGUUGUGUUUGGCCUUGCUUUCUAUGGCAGAUCAUUUACGAUGAGCGACGCUUCUUGUUCUAAGCCCGGAUGUACUUUCUCAACCAGCGGUCUUCCUGGAAGCUGCACAAAUACUGGUGGUAUUCUAUCUUACUCGGAGAUUGUUUCCCGAAAUAGCUCUCUUGAUGUAUCCACUUACUACGACGAGGCAUCCACAGUUAAAUAUAACGUUUUCGAGGGAAGUCAAUGGAUUUCGUAUGAUGAUGAACAAUCUUUCACCGACAAAAAGCGCUUUAUCUCUAGUCAUUGUCUCAGUGGCGUGAUGAUCUGGGCCAUUGAUCAGGAUACAGCAGAUCACGCCGCCCUAGCAGGACUUCUCGGUGAUUUCUCCGACACCCAAUUGCAGGGUGGAAGUCUUGAUGACCGAACUGCAACAGCUCUUUCGACAGCUUUCAGUGCUUACACUGGCCAGGACUGUUUUGUUACACCAACUUGCACAGAUGGAACGGAUAAGCAGAAACAGAAUGACCAAGUGUGCCCUUCAGGGACUAUGUCUGUUUCUACAGCACAUUCUCCGAAGCAAGCCGCUGGAAAAGAUCUCAAUGGCGAUUGUUCUGAAGGCUGGUUUCGUUAUAUUUGCUGUCCGACGAAAGCCAUGCCCAAAAACUGUGCUUGGAAUGGAGCCCCAGAACGAAGCGAGUUUGGUUGUAGCGGCUCCUGUGGAAGUGAUCAGUUCUCCUUGAAUACUGACGACUAUGUCGAUGCUUUGGGCAAAGGAAGCUGUUACACAGGGACUCGAGAUCUUUGCUGUGAUGCUGCUGAGGUCCUUACCGACUGCUUCUGGACUGGCUGUCAGGGACCAUUAGCCAUUGACACAGUUGCAUCUUGCGGUAGCGAUGACUAUGAGUUCCAAACCUAUCGUUACGAUCAAGACAACGGCGAUUGGUGUUCCGCUGCAUAUGUAUCACCAGUAGAUGGUGCUGUGGGCUCUCCUCUCCAUGAUCGAUUCAAACGAGCAUUCUGUUGCCCUAAGGGUCAUGGGUACAGCAACUGCAACUGGUCCAACCAACCUCCACCAGAUUCUAAGACUGGUAUCGUCACAUACGAUCCGGAAGCCUAUUGCACUCCUCAGCAAUGCAGUAACAAACAGACUCAGGUCACAAAAGCUCUGGAUCCUCCGCAAAAUGUAGGCGUUGAUGAAAGUCAUAUCAGCUGCGAUGGUGUUUCUGUCUCGCCCGGCUACGAUCCAGACUUUUCGUAUUGUUGUGACCCACCCAGCACGUACAGUAACAAAUGGCCUGUUGAUCCAAAAGAUCUCUUCGAGAACUAUUACGAUGCCGAUGAUUCAGAUGUUAUGUGGGCUUAUGAUGAUGAGUAUAAUAAUAACAACGCCGAUUCGAGCCGGUCAGCAUCAGAUACAGAUGAUGGUAGUGAUGCAUAUGGAUUCGUCAUGCUUGAUGGCGCUCCUGGCUCUCUCGACAACGAUUUUCCAGCUACCAACACUAUUGCUAGACGAACGGUAGACAUUCCGAACAGAAAGCAUACGAUAAUGACAACUGAUCAUUCAAUCAUCAACGCUACAUUCGAACACUCCGAGGAGACUGUUUACGUAUACUGCAAUUAUCCUCAAGAUUCACCCGAGUGUCAGAAAGUUUGGUUCAAAGGAGCCGAGGACACAAUCAUCAGGCUACCAAGUCAUGUUGGUGAAGGUCCUUAUGCUCGUAUUGUAUCAAUGGAAUUGGCAGAACCGGAGUAUGAACUUCCGGAUCAUCACAUUCAUUCUCGAUCACUAGAAAGUCUUGACAGUCCUGUCUAUAAACUCAAAUUCGACUACGACUUCCAUCUGAUCAAACGAGAUGAUGUUGUCAAUAUGCGUGUAGAUUUCACAAAUCUUCUCGGAUAUUGGGAUGAAGUUACUGAUACAGCUGCUGAUUCCAAGAAGAAACGUGAGAUGUACUCAGAACAUCUCUCACAGGAAGCGUGGCACGGGAAGAUAAAGACAGCCAAGCGCAAGCACGAUAAACUGAGGAAACGUAAGGUGGUCACAAGUGAUGGUCUGACAACAACGGAAAUGAUAAAUCACGAGGGCAAUACAAACUUGGCAAAAAGAUGGUGGGGAGCUUUCACUGCCUGGCUCGACCGAUUGAACACUGUUGAAAGUAAAGAGCUUGGCUACCUCAGCAUGGCAUUCCAACGAAGUCUUCUUCUUUUCAAGGCUAGCAUAGGAUGCCCGGGAAAGACAUAUUUCGCAAGUUUGAAGAUGUUUUUUGAUGCCAAUGUCGAAAUGGAGGCUACUUAUGCCUACUACUUCUCCGGUACUAUUGUUCCUCCUGCCGUUACUGGUACUUACGCGUACUUUGGAUUAGAACCUAGCGCAUACCUUGGUCUGAGGAUGACUGGAAAUGCACAGUUACAAACGCCACCAGGAAAGUAUCGCAAAAAGAUUCUGGACACUAUUUCAUAUCCCGGAUUGAGUUUGAAGGGUAUCGCAGCCGUUGGACCGACUUUGGACUUGUGGGGCGAGAUCAGAGGCAAAAUCACUCUGAAAGGAGAAAUGUUAGCAGGAGCUACUUUGAAUUUUGAUAAAGCCGAGGUCUUCUGGCCCCAAGAUGAUGCAAGUAGCGAGAAAUAUCAAUCACUUGUUGGAAUUGACGCGAAACCAAGUCAUCCAGCAACAGACCUGGUCACACCAAGUUUUGAUGCCAAGGUUCGAAUGGAUGCAUCAAUGUCAAUCAUCAUCACUCCAGAGGCAAAUAUGGGUAUCCAAAUUGGAGGUCCGUUAUCUUCAGGAACUCUGGUCAAUGCCCAAGUAGUCGGAUUCAUCAACUCCUCCCUAUCAUUCGAAGCCUCAGUAGUCGGAACAGCUGGAUCAACUACUGAUCCUACAUUAACGUAUAGCUAUGGUGUCUAUCUCAUUUACAAUUUGGGAUACGGUGCUGUUGCCUCUGUCAAGGGGUUUGCAAAUUGGGCAGCUCAAAAUCGAUAUGCCUACAGUCCUUCACCAAGAUUCAAGAUCUUCGAGCAAACAGGAUCAUUCAUCAGUACUACUGCUGAUAAGAGAAGCAUAGACUCACCCAAGGAAGAUGACCAUUAUGUUUCACGACGAGGUCUCCUCGAUUGGCCCCGUCUCAAACUCUCUCCUCUUGAUAGUCCUUCAAAGCCCGAUUCUUACGCAUCUCCCUCAUCAUACAAUUCGUCGCUUGAUAUUGAGUCUCUACUUGGAAAGCGGGCAGAUACAGACACUUCUAUGACUGACGCUCCGGAUUUUACUCAAAAUGAUGGAGUUACCUGUCCUGCUGGUGACACUGCUAAAAUCACACUACCAGAUUACCGACUGAACUGCCUAAUCUUCCAAGACUCACAGCUACAGAACCCAAAUACCGGAGCCACCUCGAUUGUUUCCGGUAUCUGUCCACCAGUCCAAAGUUGGUACACCCGUUAUAGUUUCGCCAACAGUGGAGUUACACUCACCUGGGAUCCGAACUCGGGCAGGACAAAUAGUAGACGUGGUGAGACUUGUGACACAGCUCAUUCAUGUAACCCUACUCAGACGGGGUUGCGAACUCUGAUCGGAGACAACACGAUUGCGAUCUCUUGCGAUGAAUUCCCCUUUGCUGGUGCCGAAGAAGGAGGUAAUUUCUACACGAAUCAAGGCAAAGCAGCUUCAGCAACUUGUGUUCCUGCAUGGCAGAAUACUCUUCAAGGAAAUUGCAACAAAAUAUUGAGUCAAUUACAAACCAAUGUCAACUACUUCGAACGAGAUGCCCGUGUAGCUAUUGGUACUGAUAACGGCGCCGAUAACUGGGUAGUCUGGAGUUCUGGCAGAGCUGACAACACUUGGGAGACGAUUGGAAAUCCAUUCAACGGUCAAACAAUCCCUCCUCAGAGACUCUCAAAAUAUCCAACCGCACAACCACAUGCGGCUGUACCCGAUGCAGACUGGAAUUUCAACAAUCAGCUCAGUUUCAUGUACAAGCGUAACUUCACAUUUGGAUUCGCCACUCCAUCAAGUGCAAAAGACGGAGCAGCCUGGGCAACAUCUGGGACAGGAGCCGCGGAAAGCUGGACAUUUGCAUCCACAGGACAGUUCUCACCCGGGACCGAUGGUAACGAUUUGACCACAAUUGCAUGUGCAGUUAAUACCUUCCAUCAAGAUAAAAUCUAUGCCUAUAAUUACAAUGGUCUUUGUUACAACGGUAAAACCAUUGGUGGGAGAGGGUUCGGAAUGAUUCCUUCCUUCACUUCUUGUGAUAUUGAAUUCGCUACUGCGGCUUCUACGAAACGUUCGAUUGGAGAGUUUAAUGGCUGGAAGAUUACAGGUAUUAAGAUGCGUCCUGAUCUUAAUGUUACUGUAGAAAUGCCGGAAGAUUAUGUACCGGAAGGACCAAUGAUCCCGGUAUCAAAACCUUGA